CUUGCACAAAGUUACCUAACAUCCAAUUCAUAUGCAUCCGAGAUUAAUAUUCUGAACUGCGCAACCUAAACCAACUAUUAAUUGAUUGUAACCUACAACUUCUCGUCAUUUGGCAACCAUGCUUGGUGGGAAAAGCUUCAACCCCGUUCAGGCCCAGCGAAAAGCUGAGAAGGCUAAGGCAAUCAAGAAAGGAAAGGCAGAAGCAGCCACCCGUCGAAAUGAGAAGUUUGCGAAACGAAACCCCGACAGGAUACAAAAGCAGAUUGAUGACCUGAAGAAGGUCACGUCAAGUGGUGGCAAGCUUACAAAACAUGAAGAGUCCGUAUUAGAAGGGUUGGAACGUGAUCUCAAAGCAGUCAUCAAGGCUAGAGAGGCAUUAGGUGACAGAGCACCUUCCUUCGGUCGCGGCGGUGGUUUUAGAGGUGAUGGUCAGAGAGACAAUGGCGUCCUAGGCAAGAGAAGAAGGGGCGGCGAUGAUUCAGGCAGUGACAACGACGUGCCUGACGACGUCAAGAAUAUACCCAUGCCGAGAGACACACCACCCCCGAUCCCGAAGGAAAUAUUAGACGAAUGGUAUGCGAAACGCAGGGCAGCGCGCAAUGCGAACGACACACCGCUAGGUACUAGUAGAGGCAACGUUCAAGAUAGGCAGCCACCUCCAGCCGCCCCGGUGGAAACGAAGACGGUAUAUGAAGCGAAACCCAUGGUACGCGAUUUACGGAAAGAAGCUGUCAGCGCAUUCAUGCCCACAGCGGUCCGGAUGAAGAUGGAAAAGAGCAAAGGUCAAGGUGGUCUAAUGGAACCCGAAGAAGCAGACCGGCUGGAGAAGGAGGGCUAUCUCAAACCUUCUCUGGACACAGAUGACGCGUCGGAGUAUACGAGAACGGGACCGCAAAAAGUUUCAAUGGAGGAAGUUGAAGAUGGUCAAGAUGAUCAAGAUUGAGCAAGUUGAAAAAUUUUUGAUGGAAUUUACCCAUCCGACCUAUUCACACAGAUGGCGCUUAAUAUCGGGUCACUUCCUAUUAGUUGAAGGUGCAGUAUCUUCCCAUCAAAUUUCGUGGAUACUGAUAAAAGCGGCAUGCCUGGGCUCGGUGGCACUUUGACUAAAUCCAGGC
This is a messenger RNA of Annulohypoxylon maeteangense, 1115 nucleotides long. RefSeq names its product WW domain binding protein 11-domain-containing protein. The record is from RefSeq and is a predicted model, not a curated record. The transcript is spliced from 2 exons. The coding region runs from base 119 to 943 and encodes 274 amino acids. Gene Ontology annotation, biological process: RNA processing. NCBI's taxonomy places the organism in Eukaryota, Fungi, Ascomycota, Sordariomycetes, Xylariales, Hypoxylaceae.